Molecule: messenger RNA, 5209 nt
Organism: Ahaetulla prasina
Lineage: Eukaryota; Metazoa; Chordata; Lepidosauria; Squamata; Colubridae
Gene: CAPRIN2
Product: caprin family member 2
Exons: 21
Coding region: 112-3417 (1101 amino acids)
Biological process (GO): positive regulation of canonical Wnt signaling pathway
Cellular component (GO): cytoplasm
Molecular function (GO): signaling receptor binding
Source: RefSeq, a predicted model, not a curated record
AGAAGCUAGUUAGAAGGAAUUCUACCUGGCUUUCUACUUUUAUAUUUUGUUGAAAAGCUGGAAUCUCUCAUCUGGGUCAUUACUUCAUGGCUCUUUGCCCUAGCCGUUUCAAUGGUGCAACUUUCACAGUCCCCCCUCCGCCGCCCUUCACCUUCAUGCCACUCUGAGGAAGGGGAAGAGAAGAGCAUGAAGCCAGAUAAGCAGCAGGUGACCCAAGGUCCUCGAGGGGAUAACCAGCCUCCCAUGAGCCCUCUGCAGGCAGCUUUGAAUUCUGCAGCCACAGCUUCUCAGGCAUACGAGACUUACAUUGAUAAUGGACUUAUCUGCUUGAAACACAAAAUUAGGAAUAUUGAGAAAAAGAAGCUCAAGUUAGAAGACUACAGGGAUCGGCUGAAAAGGGGGGAGGUCCUCAAUCAAGAUCAGUUGGAAGCUGUUGAAAAAUAUGAAGAAGUUAUACAUAACUUGGAUUUUGCUAAAGAACUUCAGAAGACAUUUUCUGGACUAAGUCAAGAGCUACUAAAAGCACAACGGAAAGCGCAACGAAGAGAAACCUUACUAAAACUUGAAGCAGAGAAGAAAAAGCUCCGCACAAUACUGCAGGUCCAGUAUGUGCUGCAGAAUUUCACUCAAGAGCAUGUGCAGAAAGACUUCAGAAGUGGCUUGAAUGGUGCAAUAUACUUGCCUUCUAAAGAAUUAGACUACCUCAUUAAGUUUGCAAAAUUGACAUGUUCAGGAAGAAAUGAAACUGUUAGCAUUGAAGACCAAAUGGAGCAGUCAUCACUCUGUUUCUGGGACCUGCUGGAAGGCAGUGAAAAAGUAGUGGUUGGGACAACCUAUAAGCAUCUGAAGGAUUUGUUAUCAAAGCUGAUAGAUUCUGGAUAUUUUGAAAACAUUCCUACCCCUUGCAACAAACCAGAAAAAGAGGAAUUGAAAGAAGAAAUGCUUGAAAAACCCAAACAGUUAUCAAAACCAGAGUUUGUCAAUGAAAUAGAAUCUCAAAGGCAGCAUGUUCAAUCGGAAAUACAACCUCAAGAAUUUCUUAAUAGGCGCUAUUUGCCUGAAGUGGACUGUACUGUCAAGCCUGAAAGAGCCAAACACUGGGAAAUAGAACAUGUUCCAAAAAGUGAUCCCCCCAAAUCCUGGGAAAUGCUGGUUGAUGUCGAAGAAGAGGAACAGAAAAGGCGAAAUCCAGAAUCCCUGAAAUCAUUGGAAUCUGUAAACCAGGAAGGGAAGAAGAAGCUGGAACUUUCACAGCCUUGGGAAUCGACUCUUCCAGAAGUUGAUGAUCAUAAGCAGGAUGUUCCGAAGCCUUGGGUGGCCCCAGUUAGAGAAGAGCAGGCCUCUUCCAAAUCCUGGGUAACAAAAGAGAAAGAACAGCAGGAACCAAAGCAAGAAGGUCCCAAGCCCUGGAUAACUAAAACUAAAGGAGGAUUAGAACAAAAUCAGGAAAAGCCAAAAAUUUGGGUGUCUCAAACUAAUAUGGAAACUUUGAAAAAACCAGAACCCAUGAAGCCUUGGGAUGCACAUGUCCGAGACGAGAUGGAACAAAAGAAACAGCAGCCUGAAAAGCCAUGGGUGGGGCAUAUAGGAGAAGAAGAUGAGCAAAAAUCCCAGCCUCCAAAAGUUUGGGAAACAUCUGAGAGAUCACAGCAAGUGGUCCAGCAGCCAUUACAGAAUCCUCCUAAGAUCUGGGGAGUUGGAAAUCUUGUACCAAAGGAUCAGACUGAGCUGAAGAAGCUUGACGGGGAACUGAAAGAAAGACAAGAAUACAGAUCAAAGCUUGAAUCAGAUGUAAAAAAAGGUGGAAAGACUGGUGGAAUAAAUGAACACAGCAAUGAUGCGUCAAAGAAAAAAGGGAGCUUUCCGUCAAUUGGAGAAUCAUGUAAAUUACCCAGGAAUAUCCAAAACGUCAUGCAGGUAGCUAAGCCUGUGCACCAAACAGCUGCAGAGUUUUGCUCUACUUCUAGCCUUCCAAAGGAUCCAGUACUCAGAAGGGAAAAACUGCAAGAUUUGAUGACUCAAAUUCAGGGGACUUACAACUUCAUGCAGGAAUCACUUCUGGAUUUUGAUAAACCUUCACAAAGUGCUGGCUGUUCAUCACAAGCUUCUUCUGUUGAUUCUUCUGCUUCUAAUGAACAACUUUCAAGCCAAAAUGACUUCCCUGAACAAUCAGUGCAGAGUGCUUCUUCUCCCGUGACUUUGCAUGGAUCAAACACUUCCUUAGUUUCUGAUAACACUUUGUCUGGAUCAGAAACUGAACUUCAUUCACCACAAGUGUUCAAAGUUAAUGCACCUUUGCCACCUCGUAGAGAGCAGGAAUCGAAAGAGAAUUCUCUGCAUUCCACAGGAUACAAUCAGAAUUUUUCGACAGCCAGCACACAGACACCACCCCCGUGUAAAUUACCAUCCACUCAAAAUGCGGAACAAACAACUUUUUCACAAGAGUCUCUUUCAAAUGGUACUUGCCAGGUUGAGGGAGUCGUUCCUGUCAGCAAUGGUACCCUCACUUUUUAUGCAGCACAGACGGCCACUUUUCCUAGACCAUCACAGCCUUUUAUUGGAAACCGCGGAUCUAUCAGAGGUUCUCUCAGGGGUGUAAGAUCGAUGAAUAAUUCCUAUCGCUCUUCUGGUGGAUAUAAAGCAGGUUUUGAACCUUACAGAGGAUCGCCUUCAAUCCCUAAUGGAACCUAUAGCCAAUUACUUCCUGGCAGAGAUUAUUCUUCAGUGCAGUAUUCUCAGAGGGAUAUGAAUUACCAACCAAACUAUAAGCGAGGAGGUAUUAAUAGUGGUCGAACUAACUCAAGAGGUUACAGGCAAGAAAACAGACAGGAAGAAAACUGCUCAGCAGCAGGAUGGAACGAUUCUUCUCAGGUGAGCAGUCCAGAGCGUGACAAUGAGAUGUUUAACAGUGGGGAGACUGGGCAGGGUGAUUCCCGCAGCAUCACUCCUGUCGAUAUACCUGUGACAAGCCAAGCAGCCACCCUACUACCUGUACACGUCUAUCCCCUCCCACAGCAGAUGAGAGUUGCCUUUUCUGCUGCUAGAACUUCUAACUUGGCUCCUGGAACUUUAGAUCAACCCAUCGUGUUUGACCUCUUGUUAAACAAUCUUGGCGAAACCUUUGAUAUACAACUUGGUAGGUUCAAUUGUCCUGUUAAUGGUACUUAUGUAUUCAUAUUCCAUAUGUUGAAGCUAGCUGUGAAUGUACCAUUAUACGUGAACCUCAUGAAAAAUGAAGAGGUUUUAGUCUCCGCGUAUGCCAAUGAUGGUGCUCCAGAUCACGAGACUGCAAGCAACCAUGCAGUCCUCCAGCUCUUUCAAGGAGACCAGAUUUGGCUACGCCUUCAUAGAGGAGCUAUUUACGGCAGUAGUUGGAAAUAUUCUACCUUCUCAGGAUAUCUCCUGUACCAAGACUGAACAUUAAGCUGCUCCAAUGGUUUGGUGAAGGAAGGUGAAAACUGGUGGGCUAGUUUCACAAUUGCAUACUGAAUACUAAAGUGGGGAAAUGGUGAUCUGUCUUGCAACGAGUUGAAGUUGGAUCAGCACUGAUGUGGCACUUUAUCAGUUGUGAUAUAGCCUUGAUAGUAAAGCUCUGAAUGUUAUGUUUGCACUUACUCUUGAACUGUAAUUUAUUAGCUUACUAUGCUACUCAAAUUUGCCUCAAGUUUAGGCUAUUUGCAACGCCUUGUGCCUAAAUAAAAAGAAAUUAAUAUGCCUUAGUAUCAAUGUUUGUGCUACUGUGAUAAUUCUGGGUGAUAUUAACUUUCUGGAGGGUUGUGAAGACUUGGCUUGUUCAUCCAGGCAUUAUGCUAGGAUAGAAGUAAAUAAAUGCAAGUGUGAAUUUAGAGCUAGUGGGAUAGUGCUGUGAUUGAGUUAAUGUGAUGGUGUGAGGUUCAAUUGACCAGAUUUCAUUCUGGUUUUUUUUAACUGAACAUUAUUUUGAGCUGCCAAGGGUUAUCACAUAUAAGAUAGGUGGCCAUAUAAGUUUAUAAAUAAAAAAAAUAAGAUUCCACUGGAAAAAGAAAACAGAUCCACACCCAGUUAGGAAGUAUGUUCCUUGCCUGUGAAAAGUUGCAGAUUUAAUCCCCCCAAACCUGGUAGGAGGAAGAAAUAGCAGAUGAUGGCAUUCCCAUAUUAAAAAUUAGAUGUGAACACUCAAUCUGCAAUGCAACAUCAUUUUUAUUUUUUAAACAUUGAAAGCAAAUGGAAUAUUGAGACUAAGAUUCAUUUCCUAUUUAUGUAAUUAUGUAGAAAAUUUUGAGUUCUCAACACAACAGCUCUUGAUUCCCAGGAUUGGGAAACUAGCACCCCACAUAGCAAAACACCAUCAGCGUUUCUAAAGCUGCUUCUGGCCUUGUAUUUAUCUGGCAGUAGUUCAGGGCUUAAGAGCUAUACUUUACUGCCUGGGGGAAAAAUGGUAAGUUAAGGUGGUAGAAGUGGGGCAAGCCACCAUAUAAAUGGGCACUGUGACUGUCCAUAUUAACUAUAGUGUGAGACCAGAAGUUGUUCCUCAAGUUCUAAAUGAGUCCAUAAGCCCCAAAAGUUGGAAAUCCUGACUUUAUUAGCGUCAUUGUCCCUUCUAGUUUUGAUGCCAACGCUACAGCAGAAAAAUAAACUUACAGGUAAUUAAAUAAAUGGGGAAGAUGGUAAACCUUUACACAAGCAGGAUUUUUACAUCUUAUUUUAUUAAACCACUAGUUAUGUUAGUCACUUUGCUUCAGAUUUUACACCUUUGUUAUAAAACUCUGUGUUGUUGGAAAUGAGUGGCUGUGUCACUCAAGGUGUUUGUUAGGAACUGUUGCCCUUGGACAUCUGAAAACUAAAGGCUUCAAGAUCUGCACUAGCAUCACCGUGGAACCAGUCUGGAGAUAAUCACAAUUGAGGACUUUAUUUGAAACUACCCGAAGAGCAGAUUGGAAGAAUACCCGUAAGCAGAGAUGGUAAAUUCUCCUCUGCGUUCUCCAACUUUUCUCUACAACGUUGGUUCUGUUUUAUUUUACAUUCCUGGUAUUGGUGUACAAGAACAACUACUAACAUCUAGAAAGUGCCUCUCUCUCCCUCUCCCUCUCCCUCCCUCCCUCCCUCUCUCUCUGUUUUUAAAAGUUCCCAUUUAAUUUGACUCAGCAUUUUAUACAUUCUAAAAGGCCCUCCUAUUUUUCCAAAUGACAAUUAUGUUAGCUGAAUUAUUUGUGAAGCUUCCAUCACAAGC